UAUACCUUGACUGACAAAGUGACAAAAUUAAAUUAGUUAAUCCAAAUCCUGGCUUUUGUGGUUAAUUUUCCCAAAAUUUAAUACUCGCACCCGCAUAACAUAACCAAAAAUAAAAGCCAAAGCAAAUGUAGAAGAAGGAACAAAGAUUAAAAAUCGCUUCGCUGGCAGUUGGGUGAUUAAAAUCAGCUUUAAAUCUAAUAUUUAAAGUUCACAUCUAGCUCUCGGUCUCGAUCUUGAUUUCGAUUCCGUCGAUCUAGACAUCGACUCGACAUCCACGCGAGCAGAGCAGAUGUCAAGAGACAAAAAUAAAAUAAAAAAUGACGACUACCUCCCCAAGGUCGUCGAGUUAUAACACCUAAAUAAAUUAAUAAUAAUAACAACAACAAUUCACCUUCUCUUGAGUGAGUUUCAAAACAAAAUUUAAAGAAAAUUUUGUCAAAGCUAAAAAAAAAGUGCCACACAACUCGUAAUUUCUUAAUAACAACAACGACAUCCAAGUCUGCGUCCAAGAAGAAAUUCCAUAACAAAGAAAACCAAAAAUAUAUUUGGGUUGGGAAGAUUUAUCAUUUUGAUCAGUUUUUAAUCUUCUAAACAUUAACAAAAGAAGAAAACAAAACUUGUGAAGACGAAUAAAUCAAAAUCCACAGCUCGAACAUUUUGUGAUGAGAAGAAAAAACAUAUUUUUUACGACAUUGAAUACGAUUUAUUGGAAUAUUUUUAUAUUUUGCGAAAAUUGCCUUAAUUACAUUCUCCGUAAGUUCAAUUGGCCCGCUCUGUCAGUGAAUUACAACAUGGAUUGGAAUAAUCUAAAUCAAAACCAAGCAGACCAAAACGAUACGUCCAGCAGCUCGUCGAGUAGCAGCGAGAGCAGCAGCAGCAGCAGUAGCAGUGACGAUGACAUGGACAUGGAUAGGGAUGAGUACGUUUUCAGGGCGUACGAGUUGACUAAGGUUAACUACAAACUCCAAAAGUCUGACGCAUUUCCCGUGUCGAGGAGUGGCCAUAGAGUUAUUGCAUCCGAUGCUCAUCUAUUUUCGCUGGGUGGUUACAAUCCGAGAUCGGCUAGAAACAGUGCGAUGCGCGGACGGUGUUUGCUCUUCCAGGAACUCUGGUCGUAUAAUUUUGCUACAAAAAAAUGGAAGUUGCUGAUGGACAGCAAGACGAAAAACAUGCCACAGGAAUUAGCCUCAAAUGCUCUUGCGAUACAUAAUAAUCUUUUAAUUUCACAUGGAGGAACUGGAUAUCCUUUUGGUGAAUGCUGCUCAAAUGAUUGCCAUAUCUUUGCAACUGGCCAACACCGAGGUGUUGUUCGCUUGACAGUCGAAGGUGUCUUGCCAACAGCGCAGUAUGGUCCUGGCAUAGUGAUUCAUGACAAUCACCUCUACACCAUCGGCGGUACAACAGGUUUUGAGUAUUCCUGCGAUGUGUUCCGUUUGAAUUUAAAGACCAAAGUGUGGGAGAAGGUUUAUAUUUGUCGGCCCGAGAUGCGAGACGACCCUGAAGGCAGAUACCGACACGAAGUCGUCUACGAUGGCAACCACAUAUUCAUCCUGGGUGGAGGUACAUCAAUGACAGUCUACGAUCUCCAAACAAUCCCCGCAUUCAAUUUGAAAACCAACACCUGGGACUACUUUGAAACCAAACCAGAUCCGACAGUUUCCGAAGGAAUGCCAAAGCCUCGCAAGUGCUUUUCAUGUGUGCAACUGGAGACGCAAAAUGGCGUCGAGGCAUACAUUACCGGUGGCCUGCAAAGCGAUUUCACAACGUACUUCUCCGACGUGUGGAAAAUCAAUUUCAAAACAAUGCAGUGGACCUUGGUGAAGACGGCUGUGCUGCCUCGACCAUUGUACUUCCACUCGGCUACAACACCUGGCAACGGUUGCAUGUAUAUAUUCGGUGGCAUCGAGUACAAUAAAACAACCAUGCGGCGUCGCAAUGAUCUCUACAAAAUGUGGAUGACAAUACCAAAACUUAGUGAAAUGUGUUGGGAUGCAAUGACCUUCUACCAUCCCAAUUUAGACAAAUACAAACGAAAUCACCUUCUGAAAGUAGGUAUUCCCGAACGGUUUGUUGAUCGCGUCGUAGAACCAAAAUCUCCAACGAGAAAUGUUAGCAGCACAUCAUCUAGUUCCUCCCCAUCCAAACGGUCUCGUUCGCUUUCGAAGUGAAAUUAAUUCCCACUUCUGUUAUUAUAAAAUUUAAACAAAACAAAAAAUAGUGCUGCUUUUGUUUGCGUGGAUUUUAAGAGAAAUUAAAAUUGUUUUGUUUUCUUUUUAACAAAAAUAAAAUAAGUAAGAACAAAAAAAGAAAUCAAUAUUAUUAUAUAUAUUUUAUUAUAUUGUUUCUUCAAUAUCAAAAAUCACUAGUUGAGGCUUUUAUGCUAAGAAUAAUUAUAUUAUUGAUAGAAUGCAAAAUAAUUUUUGAAAAUAAAAUUGAA
Molecule: messenger RNA, 2437 nt
Organism: Eupeodes corollae
Lineage: Eukaryota; Metazoa; Arthropoda; Insecta; Diptera; Syrphidae
Gene: slim
Product: kelch domain-containing protein 10 homolog
Exons: 2
Coding region: 663-2168 (501 amino acids)
Biological process (GO): positive regulation of stress-activated MAPK cascade
Molecular function (GO): protein binding
Source: RefSeq, a predicted model, not a curated record